This is a messenger RNA of Penaeus monodon (black tiger shrimp), 897 nucleotides long. RefSeq names its product thyroxine 5-deiodinase-like. The transcript is spliced from 5 exons. NCBI's taxonomy places the organism in Eukaryota, Metazoa, Arthropoda, Malacostraca, Decapoda, Penaeidae. Bases 361 to 756 code for a protein of 131 amino acids. The record is from RefSeq and is a predicted model, not a curated record. Gene Ontology annotation, molecular function: thyroxine 5'-deiodinase activity.
GCCCCGGCCAAGAGCCCCGAGGGAGGCCAGUGCCCACGCCAAAGGGGUAAAGGAAAUCGACAUCCUCGUCAGCCACGCCAGGCAAAUGUCACGUGACCGGAGCCGUUGCGUGGCAGCCCCUCCCUCCUUCGUCUCCCUCAGUCUCCCUCAGGUGUUCUGAGGAGGAGGAGGUGGGGAGAGAGAACUUUUCGCUCAACCGGCACGUAAUUUUGGCGAAGUUGAGAUACCCAAGACAAGAGAGAGGGAAAAAGAGAGAGAGAAUAGAAAUCCAGACCAGACUCUCCCCGUAGAAUGCCUAGCACUGAGAGUGACGCGCGCAGAGAUUAGCCCAGAAGAGCGAGUGUGAGAAUCGACGUCGAGAUGUCGCUGUCGACGCUGCUUCGCUACCUGGUCGAGGUGCCCAAAGGGUUGGGCAAGAUCGUUGGUUUCAGUUGCAUCCUCCCCUGCCUGACGAAGGCGCUGGGCGUCGAGCGCGUGCGGGAGAUUGCCGAGUCGAAGAUUGACCCCGAGAUGCCGUCGAAGGCGCGGGAGAAGAUGCUGUCGGCCUUGACCACGCCCAACGAGGUCGCGACGCUGAAGGAGAGGUCAAAGUUCAUCUGGGACAAUGCGCUACGGGAGGCCAGGAUUCAGGCCGAGCUGGAUAAGAUAGCACCAGACCCUUCGGUUUUGAAACUCGAAGGACGGAGUGCCUGUGGUCUCCUCGAUGGCGCCUCUCCUUCGCGCCCCUUCGUCAUGAAUUUCGGGUCAUGCACGUGACCUACUUUCAUGGCCAGCUUGGAGCGGUUCCAUGAGAUGACUGAGGACUACUCCGAGCUGGCAGACUUCGCCCUCGUCUACAUCGCGGAGGCACAUCCCAUCGAUGGAUAUUUUCUCAAGGACAAUUUGCAGAUUCCGAGU